AUGGCUCAAUCACUGCUGGCUCUGUUCAUCACGAACCCAUUGCUCUAUGUUUUUUCGGUAAUCUAUUAUAUCUCCCAAACCUUCGUUGCGUGGAUUUUCGGACCGUCAUGGAACCGGCCGAAGUCUUUCGAGGGUCUGCCAAGAAGAAGAAUUGCUAUUAUUGGUGCAGGCCUGACGGGCAUCUCAUCAGCAGCGCAUUGCGUCAGCCAUGGCUUUGAGGUGCAAAUUUUUGAGGCACGAGGUAAAGAGAAGGGAUUGGGGGGUAUUUGGAGUCGCGUGAACUCUACAUCAGCAUUGCAAAUCAACAGCAUCAUGUAUCGGUUUCACCCGACCGUGCGAUACAAGCACGCAUAUCCAACCCAACACGAAAUUCGCGACCAGAUCGUCGAUUUAUGGAACCGAUAUGGGUUGAAUGAGCGAACUGAGUUCGGUACACCGGUUACAUCCAUCAAAAAAGCAAAGUCGUCUGGCAAGUGGGUCAUCAAUGAUCACCCAGAGAAAUACGGAAGCUUUGACGGCGUUAUAACAGCUGUCGGGGUUUGUGGAGAUCCUAAAAUGCCUGGGUUGCCCGAUCAAGACCAGUUUAAGGGUGACAUCUGCCACUCGUCAGAUCUCGACGGCAAGGACAUCAAAGGCAAGAGAGCUCUUAUUAUUGGAGGCGGUGCAAGCGCUAUUGAGGCACUGGAAUUCGCAGUCAACUCUGGAGCCGCCGAGAUCGACGUUCUCUCGCGCUCAGACAAAUGGAUCAUUCCACGCAAUAUCCUUGUACAAAGCUUGCUGGCCUGUAACAUAUGGGGAGAAGAGACCACUUUGGCGUGGAUACCCGAGUGGCUCCUCCACAAGUUCUUCUAUCGCGACCUACAGGAUAUUGCUCCGGAGAGCGGUCUAUUCACCACGACUCCUAUGGCGAACUCUGAUCUCUUCAAGCUUAUUCGAAAGGGCAAAGCACGUUGGCUACGCGGUGACAUCUCGUCAGUGAAAGAAAACGGUAUCCUUUUCAACCACCGAUCAAAGGAGGUACCCAAGGGUGGACCUGGUUGCGAGAAGGUCGUUCCGGGCGAUAUCAUUAUUAUGGCAACUGGUUUCAAACGCCCCUCGCUUUCGUUCCUUCCCAACGACUCCUUUGAGGAGAAUUACUCCCCUCCUGACUGGUAUCUCCAAGUUUUCCCUCCCAAACAUCUUAGCAUUUGCGCCAACAACAGCACCUACGUUAACGCCAUUGGAACAGUAGGAAAUAUUCAUAUCGGAAUUUAUACCCGGUUCUUACUCAUGUUCCUGACUGAUCCACUCACGCAACCUACAGAGAGCCGAAUGAAGACCUGGAUAGACUUCACUCGCUGGAUGAAGCAAGGAGCACCGCCAGGAGCAUUCGACUUUUUCACGUACACGGAGUUGCUAUACUGGUUCGUGUUCCUUGUCUUGAUCAAUCCAUUCCGUUGGAAGUGGGCGCUCUUCAUCCUAUUCGGCAUUGGGCAAACACUUCCAUUGGAGAUUGUUAGAAAAGAAGAAGCUUUUCGCAAGAAGCUGGAGACCCAAAGUUAG
This is a messenger RNA of Penicillium pulvis, 1542 nucleotides long. RefSeq names its product flavin-containing monooxygenase. Gene Ontology annotation, molecular function: N,N-dimethylaniline monooxygenase activity; NADP binding; flavin adenine dinucleotide binding. The coding region runs from base 1 to 1542 and encodes 513 amino acids. NCBI's taxonomy places the organism in Eukaryota, Fungi, Ascomycota, Eurotiomycetes, Eurotiales, Aspergillaceae. The record is from RefSeq and is a predicted model, not a curated record. The transcript has 3 exons.